AUGGCAGAUCAAGAAAAGAACAUAGACCAUCGUUUAGAGUAGCCAGAUCAAGAAUAAUCUCUUUUGUAAGAUGUAAAAGAAAAUGGGCAGGUUUUUGAUAUUGAUGGUUAACAUUAAACUCCAAAAGAUGUGAUUGUUCAUUAGAUGAGAAAAACGGCGAAUAAUAAGUAAGAUGAAGAGGAUUCAAAGAUGAUGAGGAGAGAUACAAUCAGAAAAAAGAAAAGGAAGGAAAAGGAGGAUAAAUUGAUUUCAGCAAGAAGAUUAAAAAGAUUACUGAGAAAAAAGCCAAUUGAUAAAAUCAAAUUAGCAUAUUAGGCUUAUUUCUUUAUUGUUAGUAUUACUGUUUUAGCUCUAAGCAUUGUGUCCUAUAGAGAUCAAACAGUUUCUUAAGAAGAUUACUAACAGUUCAUAGAUAAUGUGAAGUCGGAUACCAUAGAUGAUAUACGGUUUACUUAUACAAAUAAAAAUUGUAAGACUUAAUUUGGGAGCCAAUAUUCUUCGCUUUUUGAAUAUAAUUGGCCGGGUACUAGAAUAGGAUGCGAUUGUAGUAAGGGAUACAAUUUCUCUACUUUAACAGCUUUAAAUAUUGAUGGGUUUUUCAGGGAAUCUUUUAUGCUUGGCCGUAUUUGCAGUCAAGAUUUGCUAUCAAAGAAUUGCAAUACAGUGAAUGUACAACAAUCGAAAGUGUUCAAUUCUUGGAACGAUGGUUCUUUUGGAAGACCUUUUGUAUUGUGUGCAAGAAGAUAAGUAGGAAUUAAUUUAUAAUCAAACAAAACUAAUUGUUAAUCAUAAAAUUAGAUCACUUGUGGGAAUGGAGACAACAUCUUUUGUGUUCCUGAAAACAUGAGUUGUCCCAUAACAGAAAUAGGAUUUACUACUAAUGCAGAUCAUCAAAAUUUAACAUAAAUAAACAAUACAAAAGUUGGAGAUAUUGUUUCAUUGGGAGCGGGAUUCUACUUUUAUUUUAUUAAAAAUACGUCAGGUUUACCACUAGUACAAUUCAGAGUGACUGAAGGUGAUAAAAUAUGUAGAAGAAAUUUAGACUAGAAUAUUUCACCUAAUAGGUUUGAUUAUCCUUUAAUGUUAUCAAGAAGAUAGUUAUGUGAGAAUAAUGAUCCAAACUUCUAAAUUAUUCAUUCGAUUGAUGAAGAAUAAUUCUAUCUCUCCAACAAUGUAAUUUAUCUGUCUGAAAAAUUGCCUUAUUUCAACAUAGAUCCAAAAUUUAAUUGGACUCUAAACGCUAAAACUUAUAUUCCUUGGUCCCCUCAAUGUCGAGGCGAUUUCUUUGACCAAGUUAUAUAAGAAGGGGACACUUUGCACUAUGUUUACACAGCCUUAAGAGUCCAAUUGGGUGUUACUAUCACCUAUUUCUUAGUCAUUGGUCUCUUGUUUAAUGUUAUUGGUACAAUGACUGCUUGUAAUUUCGCAUGGUCUUGUAUGGCAACUCGUCCUUAAUCUUAAUAUAAUUAUAUUUUCUUAACAGAAAUAGGAUUCAAAAUACUAUUAUAAGUAGCUGAAAUAAUUGUAAUAAUAGUCUCCUUUGCUAUCAUAGAUGGCAAAAGAAAGAUCAUUAAAUAAAUUAAUGAUGAUGGGUGUGUAUCUGAUCCUGUUAGUGACUACUUAUUUACGAAUUUGGAAAGUGAUUUAACUAAAUCUGCUUGGUCUUACAAUCUCGCUAACUUAGUUAUAUUUACUAUUACCCUCAUUCUUGAUCUUAUAAUUAUUAAACACUCAAUUAAUAAGGGACAACAUCAUGGAGCCAAAUAGCUUCAUGAAAAAGAAGAACAUCAAGAAUUAGAUGCUGUUUAACAUGGCGAUUCAGGGUCAGGAUCUUAACAAGAAAAUAAAAGCGAAUUUAGACUCUAAAUCAAAGCCAGAAACUCCACUUUGAUGAUAAUCUAUAACAAUUAUAAUUUUUAAGCAUUAAUUUGUAAAUAAAAUAACCGUAAAUAUUAAUUUUUCACUUAUUAUUAUAAAUGUUUAUUAUCAAUUACCUUAAAAUAAGUUUACCAUUGCACUUUAAAGAAACAAUUCUAAAUGAUGUUCUUUUGCAUUCUGAAUAUAUUAACGAUAACCAAUAAAUUUAUAUUGAUUUACAAUUAAGGAUUAGGAGUAUUUUGA
Molecule: messenger RNA, 2121 nt
Organism: Paramecium tetraurelia
Lineage: Eukaryota; Ciliophora; Oligohymenophorea; Peniculida; Parameciidae
Exons: 4
Source: RefSeq, a predicted model, not a curated record